AGUCAUCGAGUGGCGCGCUCCCGAAUUCCCCGCCCCGCUCAUCUCGCCUCGCAGGCCCGCCCGCCAUGAGCGCCUCCUCCUCCGGUGGCCGCGGCGCGCCGCCGCCGGCCACCGCCGCCUCGCCCGGCCAGAAGCGGCCGAGGGGAGACGACCCCGCGUCGCCUUCCAACCGCUCCGAAUCCGCCCCCGCCAAAAACCCUCGCCGCGCCUUCUCCUCCUCCCCCUUCGCCGACUUCGGGAGCUACAUGGCCGCGAAGAACAGCAAGCUCGCCGCGCAGUUCGAGGCUGACGCCUCCACGUCCGCCGCGGAGGUUACCGGCGGCGUCUUCGCUGGCGUCUCCAUCUUCGUAGACGGCUUCACCGUGCCCUCUAGCCAGGAGCUGAAGGAGAUUAUGCUGAAUAAUGGUGGGCGGUUUGUCAACUACUUCUCGAGGAAUACGGUGACGCACAUCAUCUGCACCCAUCUGCCAAAUAGCAAAAUGAGUAAUCUGAGAGCAUUCAGUAAGGGACUUCCAGUGGUCAAGCCAGCCUGGGUGGUGGAUUCCCUUGCAGAGAACAGACUCCUCAGCUGCGUCCCGUAUCAAAUAAGUCAGCAUAAUUCUUCAAGCCGAAAGCAGACGAAGCUUUCUUCUUUCUUUUCUGGGAGACAUUAUCAGGGGGAACUAAAUGAUCAAAGCAAUUCCCAUGAGCUACAAUCUUCUUCUGUUCAGGAGGGAUCACAAGACCAUAACAGUGGUUGUGAAAAGGAAGGGUCACUAUUGAAGGAGGAGGCAUCAAAGGACUCACUAUCCUCUGAUGAUCAUAAAGCUUCAAUGUUUGAAGAACAAGAUAGUGAAGACUUUGUUGAUGAGGCUGGUAAUGCUUAUGAAACAGCAUGUUCAGAGAGGAGGGAUAAUGACAUGGAUGGUAAACUUCAUGUUGCUGAGUCCCCAGAUAUUAGGUCAAGGUGUUCAAAUUUGUGCAGUACAAGCUCUACGGGCAGUCAUUUGUCAUUGGAUUCGUUGGAUAGAAAUGCAACUAAAUCUUCUAGUCGGACACAUUCAACCCUCACAGAUCCAAAUUUUGUAGAGAACUAUUUCAAGUAUUCUCGACUGCAUUUCAUUGGGACCUGGAGAAAUCGAUACCGCAAGCGCUUCUCAAAUUUACUAGGUGAUAAAAGCAGUAAGGGGAACCGUGAUCAUUCAGGGAAGAAUAACACGAUCAUUCAUAUUGAUAUGGACUGCUUUUUUGUAUCAGUUGUCAUCAGAAAUAAGCCAGAGCUGCAUGACAAACCAGUAGCAGUUUGUCAUUCUGACAAUCCUAAGGGAACUGCGGAAAUAUCAUCUGCAAACUAUCCUGCACGAAAUUAUGGGAUAAAGGCUGGCAUGUUUGUUAGAGAAGCCAAGGCUCGGUGCCCCCACCUAAUGAUUGUUCCGUAUGACUUCGAUGCAUAUGGGGAGGUUGCUGACCAGUUCUAUGGUAUUUUGCAUAAAUAUUGCAGUAAGGUUCAGGCUUUGAGUUGUGAUGAAGCUUUCCUGGAUAUGACCGAAUGCUUACAUGAUAAUCCAGAGGAAGUAACACAGAAAAUAAGGAAUGAGAUUUUUGGUACAACAAAGUGCUCUGCUAGUGCAGGUAUUUCUGGAAACAUGCUCAUAGCUCGUUUAGCUACCAGAUCUGCAAAGCCAAAUGGACAGUGUUUUAUUUCCUCUGAGAAGGUUGAUGGAUAUUUAAAUACUCUUUCUAUCAAAGCACUCCCAGGCAUUGGUCAUACUGUUUCAGAUAAACUAAAGAGCAAAGAAGUGGAAUACUGCGGCCAGCUUCGCAACAUUCCAAAGGAAUCUCUCCAUAAGGAUUUUGGUAAAAAAAUUGGUGACAUGUUAUGGAACUAUUGCAGAGGAAUUGAUCAUUCAGUUGUUGAAGCUGUUCAGGAAACAAAAUCUGUCGGUGCUGAAGUCAAUUGGGGAGUCAGAUUUAAUGAUAACAAAGAUGCUGAGAAUUUUCUUGUCAACCUCAGCAAGGAGGUUUGUCUACGCUUGGAAGGUUGUGGAGUGCAGGGUCGUACUAUUACCCUUAAGUUGAAAACAAGAAGGAAAGGUGCUGGAGAGCCAAUCAAGUUUAUGGGAUGUGGUGACUGUGAAACUGUUAGUCGAUCUAUGACGAUUGCAGGUGCAACUGACAAUCCAGUCACCCUUCAGAGAAUCGCAAAACAGUUAUUCUCAUCAUUCUGUGUUGAUGUGAAGGAAGUUCGGGGAGUAGGACUAAAAAUUUCAAGGCUUGAGCAUGCAGAUUUGGCUCGGGGAGCACCACAAGGGAAUAUGCUUGAAUCUUGGCUUGCUUCACCAUCUGACAAGCUCAAGAAACACAGCACCGAGAAAGCUUGCUUGCUCAAAAAUCGUGAUGAUGCAGCAACUAGCGAGCGGAGAGGUUUUGGAAGUAUCAGACCAUCAGGUAUAGGAGGGACUUCUCGUUCAUCAGAAGUGAACCCUCCAAGUGACAGGUCCACUCGAGUUGGUGUUGAGCUGCCACCAUUGUCCGAACUUGAUUUGGAGGUCCUAAAGAACCUUCCUCCAGAGAUAAUAUAUGAGAUGAAUGACAUGUACAAGGGAGAAUUGCAUGGUUUUCUGGGGAUAACCAGUGGUGACAAAGCCAAGGAAAGCAAUACAAAAUCUCUUGUUUUUCCAGCAGUUGAUCAGAAUCUUGUGCCUGUUCUUGACACGAAGCUGCAUGGAGAUGGAAAGCACAAAGACUCCAUACAUUUUAAAAAGGAGGCAGAUAUUAAGGGGCCUUCAGGUGAACAACUCUCUGAAUUAAAACAAGCCAAUGCUCCACGUUCAAUAGCCAGUGAAUUGGUUGAUAUACCAACUAAAAGUGUCAUACAGCAUGAUUUCAUGCCAAAUUCUUUAAGCCAGGCAGACGUCACAGUUCUUCAGGAAUUACCUGAGGAUGUGAAGGCUGAUUUGUUUAAUGCGCUUCCAUUGCACAGAUCAGGAGAUCCUACAUGCAGCACUUCACAUGUUUCUGAAAACAAAUUUCCCCAGGAUGGAAGAAGCGAUGAUCCAAAACAACAUCCACAGAUUUGUCACCUGCCAGGGAAUUCCCAAAAAUGGAUUGAAGAGUUCAGAGUUAGCCAUUGCCUGAUACUGAAUGUUAUUGCAGAGCAACACACAGACUCCAUCUCCAGUCGACCUUUAUCUUCUGUUUUAGAACCUGUAAUUUCCUACCUUCCCCUGUGCCCUAACUCAGGCACUGAAGAAUGGAACGAAGCAUUUGCAAGCCUUUCUGAACUUCUGACACAAUAUAUACACCAAAAGGUUGAAUCUGAUAUUGAAGAGCUCCACAAAUGUUUCCGGCUUUUAAAAAGAUUGUCAUCAGGAUCAGAGCUUUUCCUGGAAUUGCACGAUAGCAUUCUUCCUCUCUUACAGGAUUCUGUCAGGCAGCAUUAUGGUGGGAUACUACAUUUAUAGUUUAUUGUUCAAGUACAAUUAGCCAUUUUGCCGUCGAAAGGGCCAAGAGAACCUGUUGAGAUCUUUGCUCCGAUUUACCUCAACGGUGAGUCGACGCGAUCUUGCGAUGGUUUGAUUGAAUCCACAAAUUCUUACUGGGGAUGGCUGACAGGCUAACCAUCAUGGACUGUUCUCCUGAUCGUGUUGUCGCUAAUUCCACUUGGAUAUGGACCGAGCCGGUUUUUUUGUUGCUGCAAACCUACAAAGUUGUCCUUUAUACCUGUAAAUAUAACUAGUAUUAUUACUAGCACUACUACAUUGACGGCUCUAUGCAGGCUGCAACUUGCAAAGAAAUUUGUUCUUGAAGUAUCCUUGUGUUUGUGGAACACAAGAUGGGGAAUUGGGGAUGAGUUUGGCAA
Oryza sativa Japonica Group (Japanese rice) is the source of this 3841-nucleotide messenger RNA. RefSeq names its product DNA repair protein REV1. Gene Ontology annotation, molecular function: damaged DNA binding; DNA-directed DNA polymerase activity; deoxycytidyl transferase activity. Gene Ontology annotation, biological process: error-prone translesion synthesis; error-free translesion synthesis. NCBI's taxonomy places the organism in Eukaryota, Viridiplantae, Streptophyta, Magnoliopsida, Poales, Poaceae. Gene Ontology annotation, cellular component: nucleus. The record is from RefSeq and is a predicted model, not a curated record.